This is a messenger RNA of Zonotrichia albicollis (white-throated sparrow), 4477 nucleotides long. NCBI's taxonomy places the organism in Eukaryota, Metazoa, Chordata, Aves, Passeriformes, Passerellidae. The record is from RefSeq and is a predicted model, not a curated record.
GGAAAUGGGAGCUAUGGAAGCACCUAUUGCUGGAAAGGCAGGAGAUGAGGGAACAGGUAUUGCUGGAAAGGCAUGAGGUGAGGGAACAGGUAUUGCUAGAAAGGCAGAAGAUGGAAAGAGCAGAUAUUGCUUGGAAAUGGGAGCUAUGGAAGCACCCAUUGCUGGAAAGGCACGAGAUGAGGGAUUGCUGGAAACAGGAGAUGAGGGAAUAGAACAGGAACUGCUGGAAAGGCAGAAGAUGAGGGAACAGGUAUUGUUGGAAAGGCAGGAGAAAUGGGAGCACUCAUUGCUGGAAAGGCAGGAGGUGAGAGAACAGAAAGAUAUUGCUAGAAAGGCAGGAAAUGUGGAAGCACCUAUUGCUGGAAAGGCAGGAGGGGUGGAAACAGGUAUUGCUGGAAAGGCAGGAGAUGAGGGAAUAGAACAAGAAUUGCUGGAAAGGCAGAAGGUACAGAAAUACCCAUUACUGCAAGGGCAGGAGAUGAGGGAACAGAACAGGUAUUGCUAGAAAGGCAAGAGGUGUGUAAGCACCCGUUGAUGGAAAGGCAAGAGAUGAAGGAAUAGAACAGGUAUUGCGGGAAAGGCAGGAGAUGGAAGGAGCAGAUAUUGCUAGAAAGGCAAGAAAUGUGGAAGAACCUAUUGCUGGAAAGGCAGGAGAGGAGGGAACAGGUAUGGCUGGAAAGGAGAUAUGGAAACACCCAUUACUGCAAGGGCAGGAGGUGAAGGAACAGAGCAGGUAUUGCUGGAAGACAAGAAAUGUGGAAGCACCCAUUGCUGGAAAGGCAGGAGACAGCAAAGCACCUGCUGCUGGAAAGGCAAGAAAGGAGGAAACAGGUAUAGUGGGGAACAGGAGAUGGGGGAACAGAACAGGUAUUGCUGGGAACAGUAGAGGUAUUGCUGCAAACAGGAGAUGAGGGAACAGAAGAGGUAUUGCUGCAAACAGGAGUUGUGGAAGCACCUAUAGCUGGCAGGGCUGCACACCUGGUACAGCCUGCUGAGCUCUGGGAGUCACUUUUUAUAUUCAAGUGCAAAACGUUCAGGCUUUUGGAGCAAAACAAGGCAGAGCUGACUAAGGCAGAGGGGGCUGAGGGAGGCGGUGAGACACGACUGAGGGGAGGGAGAGGUGGGAGGGAGGGCCGUGGGAUCCACAUAAACAUUGGCACUUGUGUGGGGAGCAACAGGAGCUGUCCCUGCAGGGGCACACGGCCAAGAGCAGGGUGUUUGUGAGGCUGGGAGCAGAGAGGAGCUCUGGCUCCCGUGGGAGAUAUUGGCCCUGCAGCUCCCCCGUGAAUGCCCGCUGAGGAAUUCCCCUCCCUCUCCCCAGCACCGCUGCACUCUCAGCAUUCCCAGUGCCCACAGAUCCUCCCUGACUGCUCACAAGGGCACAGCUGGGCACCCACAGAGGGCUCAGGCUGCCAGGGCACAGAUCUGACCCUACAGGCACAGAGGUUCCUGGCACCUUCUGAAAUGUGAGAAACACUUCCCUUGGACACCCCCACUCCAGCCCAGACACACAGAGGGAGGAGGAGCAGGAACACAGCAGGAGCAGCUGGAGCAGUGCAAACCUCAGGUAUUCCCAGGAGGGGAGAGGCAGGAAGGAGUGGGAGGUUCAUGGCUGCUGCUCUCCCAGGGAAAACAUCCUCCUCCUCCUCUUCCUCAAGCAGGGGUCCAAGAGUCGGACAGGGCAGAGCUCCUUUCCUCCUGAUCCAGUUCUGCCUGUCUCCAACUUGGAACACUCAGCCUGCCCUUGCCUGCUGUGUCAGCUGAUGAUCUCUGCCCCAGCUCUCCUGAGCUGCUGUGCAGAACUCCUGGAGGAGCCAGGGCAGCUGCACAGGGGGUGGGGAGGCUCUGCUGUCCCUGGGUGACAACUAACUCCCUUUGCUUGGGUGAGAAGGAAAACAGAGGAGGAACCAGCCCCAGGCAGGUUGUGUGGGAUGGAGAAUUGGGUUGCAAAGCAUUUUUGGGGUAGGAAACUGCUACUGUGGCAAAAGGCACCAUUUUUCAAAGGCAUAGUCUACACUGAAGCAAGUGAAGAGCAGGGAGGUUUUAAAAGAACACAGUGACUUUGGGAGGUAGAGAAGAGGGAGAAGAUGCCUUUCAUGUUGAAAUCCCACUCUGGCUGCCUCUCUGCCUGCAUGGGCACUUUCUACAGCCAAAAUCCUGGCAGGAUGAGGGAGGGAGCAACAUCCUUCCUAUCCCCUUCCUCAGUAGCUCCAGUCCAGCCAGGUAAAUCAGGUGGGCAAUCCUUUGAAACUUCCAGAGUUCACCCUGGCAAUAUCUACCACAGAGAUUUCCCCAGCUAGGCAGAAAGAGAAGACUUCCCCAUGGGGCCUCACAACACUGAUCCUCCCAGCCUGCUUUCCCCAUUUGUCCCAAAUUCUCGUGGUUUCUCCUUUCCCUGUUUCAUCACUGGCUAUGGUACCCCUGGUGCCUGCCCUGUUUUCCCUGCAGGGCAGGACAAAGGGCACAGUGCCACCCCUGUGCCCUCAGCACUGCCUGCUGACCCAUACCUGAUUAUGCAGAGCACAUGGUCUCCUCUUUUGUCCCUGAUUUCCCUUCAGCCUGCUGGAACAAACCUUGCUGGAAUUUAUCCUACAAAAGGCGCUUCUUGCCUCAGUGAUCUGAGCUAGCCAUGGUUAGUGAGGUGAGUGGACUUGACUGCUUUGCCUGAAUUCCCACCCAGGCAGCUUUUCCACAGGAGAUGUGUUUUAGGUUGAAAGAUUUAGUUGUGUGUUCUGUUCCCAUCUGUCAGAGGUGGGGCAGUUAUCUUCUGUUAAUUGAGCAGUUUCUCUUCCACAACCAAUCCUCCCUCUGGGAAAUAUCCUCUGCUAAUGGUCCAUCAAUUAUUCAUUAUCUUCUCCCAAUGGGCCAUUGAGUCACACUGAUAAAAUUCCAUCAUCCCAUUGGGUGAUGGGGAGGAGCCAAGCAUUCCUACCUGAAUAUAAUCUGAGGAUUUGAACACCACAGCAGCCUUUACCCACUGCAUUCCCAGAAGGAGACUAGGCUCAUCUACAGCAUCCCUGGAGCUCCAGAGGAAAACUCCACCCUUGUCCAGAAUCCCUGCUCCAGCAGAACCACCGCUGUUUACAUUUUCCAUUUCAGAGGAGGAUCCUGCCUUCCUUAUCAGACACCUGGCUUUUCACACCAAGGCAAGACCCUUCUUGGGAACCAGGCAGCAGUUUCCACCAUCUGAACCCCAGGCUGCUCCAGAGUGGUGCCCAGUUUGGGGUGAGCAGUGCAGGGGCAGCUCUGGGGACCAGAAGCCGCGGCCAUGUCGGAACGGAAAGUGCUGAACAAAUAUUACCCCCCAGACUUCGAUCCUGCCAAGAUCCCCAAGCAGAGGCUCCCAAAGAACCGGCAGUACGUGGUGAGGCUCAUGGCCCCCUUCAACAUGAGGUGCAGGACGUGUGGGGAGUACAUCUACAAGGGCAAGAAGUUCAACGCCCGCAAGGAGACGGUGCAGAACGAGUCCUACCUGGGGCUGCCCAUCUUCCGCUUCUACAUCAAGUGCCCGCACUGCCUGGCUGAGAUCACCUUCAAGACAGACCCCCAGAACACGGAUUACGCCAUGGAGCACGGCGCCACCAGGAACUUCCAGGCACAGAAGCUCCUGGAGGAGGAGGAAAAGAGGAUGCAGAAGGAGAGGGAAGAGGAGGAGCUCAACAAUCCCAUGAAGGUCCUGGAGAACCGAACCAAGGACUCCAAGCUGGAGAUGGAGGUCCUGGAGAACCUGCAGGAGCUGAAGGAGCUCAACCAGUGCCAGGCCAACGUGGAUUUUGAAGCCAUGCUGAAGCAGCACAAGGAGGUGGAGGAGGCGCAGAAGCGCAAGGAGCAGGAGGAGGAUGAGCAGGAGAUGAAGGCCAUGUUGGAACAGUCCCAGAGCCGCCGGCUCCUGGUGGAUUCUGACUCUGAUGAUGAACCAACAAAACACUGUCCAAAUCCCACACCCAAAAAAAAACCCAGGGACAUCCUGCAGGAGGACACCCAGAGCAAGAGACUGAGGAUGGAGAGCUGGGAGUGCAGCUUUGGCAAGCUCAGCACCAGGGCCCAGCUGGCUGGGCUGGUGGCCCGCAGGAAGGAGAAGCCAGAUCCCGCCCUGGAUAAGGGGAUGGAAACCCGAGGCACCACGGCCACCACCAGCUCACUUCCAGCAGCAGCCACGUCCUCGCUAGGUUUGCUGGGAGGCUACUGGGACAGCGAGGACAGCGACUGAGGGGCCAGCAGAGUGGGGACAGAGAAGGGACAGGGCUGUCCCCGCUCCCUGCUGCUCCUGGAGCCCCACACGGUGCAGAUCCCACCUUUGCACAGACUGGGGGCUCCUCCAGUCCUUCACUGUGGGGACAGGGCUGUCCUGCCAUCACCAGCCCCCUAGAUGUUCCCAGGAGCUCAGGGACAAACCCCUCCCUGCUGUUCCGUGCUUGCUGGACUUCAGCAGCCACAACACUAGGACAAAUGGGAUCUGGCAAAAAAAAAAAAAAAA